UCCGCGCCAUUAGGUUAGACUACCGGCGUCUGCGCCAGCCGAAACGUCUGAGUGCUCCAUAACAGAUUUUUCAAAAAAAAUAUAUGUGUAAACAUUUAUUCGGUCGGUCUUCAAAUCGUGAAAGUAAUAAAUAAAAAAAACACUUAAAUAAUCCGGAAUAUCAACUAUAAGUUUGUGGAUUUCACCCGCUGUUCGUAUAAUAUACCUAUCAAUUUUACAAAUAUAAUUUUGAUACAUUCAAAAUGCUCGUAAAAAUCAUCACUACUCUCUCGAUUAUCGGCGCCGCAUGUGGGUUAGCUAGCCAUUCAGAAGAUGACAAAUCGUUCGGCUACGACUCCGGCGAACUCGAUCCUCCCCAUUGGGCAAACGAAUAUAAAACGUGUUCCGGCAAGUAUCAGUCACCCAUCGACAUCGAAGAAAAUCUUGUGACCAAAGUGACUUUGCCUCUGUUGCGUUUUCACAAUAUCGACACUCUUCCCGCGAGAACGACCAUAACGAAUAACGGACACACGGUGGUCCUACAACUUAAUUACACUUCACCGGUAAUGGUAAGCGGCGGCCCUCUAACGCCCAAGUACAAGUUUACUCAGAUGCAUUUCCAUUGGGGGGUCAACGACUCUUUGGGCAGCGAAGAUCUCAUUAACAACCACAGUUACCCCAUGGAACUGCAUAUGGUCUUCUCCAACAUGGACUACGAAGACGAUAAGGUGGCUUUGACCAAGAACGACGGUCUAGUGGUAUUGGCGUCGUUCUUCGAGAUCACCGAACACGACAACCCUGUAUAUGCCGAGAUAGUCGAGGCGUUAGGUCGAAUUCACUUGCCCGACGAGUCCACGGUGUUGCCAUUCGGAUUCACCAUCAGGUCCAUGUUACCAGACACCACCGAACUUUAUUUUACUUACAAAGGUUCGCUGACGACGCCACCGUGCUUGGAAGUAGUCACGUGGAUUGACUUCAAACGACCCAUUUUGCUUUCACACAACCAGAUACAAGCAUUCCGGAUGCUACGGUCCAAACACGGACAACUGACGCACAACGCCAGGCCCGUCCAAGAGUUGUCCGGCAGGCCGAUAUGGUACAACGUGGGCGGAUCCGCGAUGCUCAACGGCCCGGCCAUGAUGGACAACGACGGCGCCCCCUCGUCGAUGGCUUCCGGCGCACUUUUACCGCUGUCCGCCGCCGUCCUGGCGCUGCUCCGCUUCCGGCCGCUGUUCUGAUGCCUCGCACGCACAGGCAUAAUAAUAUGACAAUACUAUAUAAUAACUAUACUCUAUAGUAACAUAAUAAUAAUAAUAAUAAUAAUAAUAACAUCAGUACCGCCGUUAUUAUUAUUAUUAUUGUUAUUGUUAUGAUUUGAUAACAAUAUUGCAUAGGCAUCCUCCUGUAAACAUGCUAUGUCUUUGUACAGAGUGUAUCACUGUGAUCUGACAGAAUUCUAUUAGGAAAUCUGUCCAUGAUCAACGUGAUACAUCCUGUACAAUAGCCGACACAUGACAUGUUUAAGGGCAAAGUUAAUAUUGAUUAUUAUAAUUGUCAUUGUAAUACGUCGCGUUAUUAACUUUUACAUAUUAAUUAAUAUAUUAUUAAAAAUAAUAAAAACGUGAUAGAUCUCAACAAUUAAUUAGGAUUUAUUAAAAAAAAAGGAAAAAACACUUAAGCGACUUAAAAAUAAUGUACGUCUUGAUAUCACUUUUUUCAAAUUUUUAAUUACUUUUUUUUAAUAUUAUAUUAUUAUAUAUAAAUCCUAAGUAUACAUUAUUACGAUAAGAUUUUUGUUUUAUAGACUUUUGUAAAUAUUUUAAAUCAUAGACCAAAAUCAUAAUAACUCAUAGUUUAUACCGUAAAAAAUAACUAACAAUUAAACCAACUUCGCAAUCACCUGUGUAUUUCAAUUACUUAUGUAUUUUAAACAUUUUAACACAGUAACCACACUUUUUUUAAUAUAUUUGAAUGGGCUCGACAGCUAUUUUUUUUUUUAGUCGCUUCCAUGGAAGCCAUUACUCAUUUGAUAGUUUUACUUAAAAACAUGGCUUUGACCCGUCAGACACGCACUUUUUAAUUGUAUUCAUUUUAAGUAGUAAAGCCAAAUGAACAGUCUCCCUUUCGCGUUAAUCAUGAUCGGAUAUCCCUUUUGUUAUUUUAUAAUAUUCUUUUUCCAAAGUAAGUGUCAUUGUGUAAACUUGGAGGACGACAAAUAUAGGCAUAAACUAUAGCAAAUACCAUUUGACGGUAAAAUUAAUUGACGAAACAGCCGUGAACUAUCAUUAUAUUGUUAUUAUUAUUCGUGCUCGUUUAAACGAUUCUAAAAUACUUCAAUAUAACUUUGUAUCUUGUGUGUAAUCAUCAGGCUUACAUAGUAAUUUGUAUUGUUGUUGAUUUUUUUGGCUUAAUUACAUGGUCGCCCAUUUAGGCAUAACAUUUAAAAUGUAUGUGUGCUGUUUUUUUCAAUUCAAUGUAUAUUUAUUUUUAUUUAGAAUAACCAAGAAAAAUUGUAUACGUUGUGAGUUUUUAGUAUUUUUUCUCAUACGACUUUUUGCUAAAGUAUUGUUUUUUAAAUUUAUUAUAUAAAUAAAGUUACUAAAAAUAAAUGUAAUGUUACACGUUUGUAUUUGCUAAGGAAGUAUAAUAUUAUAUAAUUUAUUUGUAAAAAAACUUAAGAAGAAUACUUCCACGACUCUCUACUACUACUAUUAUUAUUAUUACUAUUAUUAUUUAUUGUAUAAUCUAAUACUUUAAUUACAU
Molecule: messenger RNA, 2742 nt
Organism: Adelges cooleyi (spruce gall adelgid)
Lineage: Eukaryota; Metazoa; Arthropoda; Insecta; Hemiptera; Adelgidae
Product: carbonic anhydrase 2-like
Exons: 6
Coding region: 243-1217 (324 amino acids)
Cellular component (GO): cytoplasm
Molecular function (GO): zinc ion binding; carbonate dehydratase activity
Source: RefSeq, a predicted model, not a curated record